Penicillium maclennaniae is the source of this 297-nucleotide messenger RNA. RefSeq lists its product as uncharacterized. Lineage: Eukaryota; Fungi; Ascomycota; Eurotiomycetes; Eurotiales; Aspergillaceae. The transcript has a single exon. Bases 1 to 297 code for a protein of 98 amino acids. The record is from RefSeq and is a predicted model, not a curated record.
AUGCGCGUGGUCGGUGGCGCGCCACAAUGGCAGCUACCGACUCCAUGGGACUGGAUUCCUCUAUCGAACAAGACGGCCUUUCGCGUGGGCAGCGGUGACUAUGUGACAGUUUCUAUCAUCGUGAGCCCCACCGAGCUGGUGCUGUUUGAGAACGGGGUGAUGAACUUUGAGUAUACGGGCGGUGGCGGCGGCAGCACCAACGGUGCUCAAUUCACUGUCCAGCAUUACGAUGGUGGCACCGGUGUCGAUGUCGAACUUUCGCAUGUAAGAGUCAUCAGCGGCUUGCCAUGGCCAUGA